This is a messenger RNA of Blepharisma stoltei, 606 nucleotides long. The record is from the annotation of a GenBank genome assembly. Lineage: Eukaryota; Ciliophora; Heterotrichea; Heterotrichida; Blepharismidae.
AUGAGCAAAAAUGCUAACACACUCCCAAAUUGGCAUUUCACAAGCAGAACGAGGUCUCAUACAAGUGUCUAUCAGGCAAGCAAAAAAGAAGUAGAGCAUGAUCUUGGACUCAUGAAAUGUAUAGAUGAUAGCUCUCAAUCAACGACCGCUUCAAAUAAUUUAUCAAACACAAGGGCAACUAUCAAAAAGAAAAUAAAACAUUUUAAGCAUAAGCAAGUUGACGAAAAAACUGCUCUUCAAGCCUUAAGCUUGUUGCAAGAGACUCAAAAGCCUGUUCAAAAGAGUGAUAUGGUAAUUAAAAUCAAAAUCCCCAAAAAGAAAAGCAUAAAAACUCUUAGAUUACCUCUGCAUCCACAGCUACUGCCCAGCUUUAUUUUAAACAAAAAGAAUGGGUUUACGUGCUUCGCUAAUAGUUUUUGGAAAGUAAAAGGUUUUCCUCAGAAAUACCUUAGCAAAUUUUACGAAAAAACCAAAAGGAGUCUUUCAGAUCGAGAAAAUCUGGUCUGUCCAAGUGGAAAAGGCUCAAUACACACCGCUCUUGCAUAUAAAAUAUCCCAAGAAAAUGAAAAAAUUAAACUGCCUCAAUUGAAUACCUUGUCUAGAUAA